AGUAAGAUAGCAGAGAGCCCGUCUACAGUGACAGAGGACAGCCACUCUGCAGCCGUAUGCCCUGCGGCUAGUGUAAUAGUUUACAGAAAGUCCGAAAGUGCGAUUUCCGAACCGCCCCCGUGCUGACUAACUGCUCAGGAAGUACUACGCAGUUUUGGAACAUAAUUUCCCCAAAGGAGUGACGAAAUUCUGGAAUUACUGGAGUUGUGGACAAGUGCGGGAACAGGUUGACGCUCAAGAGCAGCUCAUCUUUCGAGAAAGGAAAGACUUUUGAACAGCAGGAGUUCAGGAUGGAGAAAGCGCCACUGUUUUUACGCCUUGUCAUUCUACUGAUGCAAUGCCUUCCAAUUGUCCCUGUUACCGUGUCAACAACCACACCCAUGGUGGAGGUCCGUGAGAACUCUGAUGCGGUUCUGAGCUGUGAUUUUCGGACCGAGAAGGAACCGAAUCCUCGAAUUGAGUGGAAGAAGAAAGGAACAGAUGUAUCAUUUGUUUACUAUGAGGGACAGUUCAGAGGAGCCUUUGCAGGGCGUGCAAGGAUCAAGGGGGCAACGGUGACCUUACAGAGGGUGACCCAGAAAGACGCGGGUGAAUACCGCUGUGAGAUCACUGCCCCUCAUGACACCAUCACCCUGGGGGAGACUAACAUUACCCUCACAGUCUUGGUUCCCCCCCACACCCCAACCUGUGAGAUCCCCAGCUCGGCCCUGACGGGCUCUAUGGUGCAGCUGCGCUGUAUGGAACAGCAGAGCAUCCCCCCAGCCACCUACUCCUGGUAUAAAGACGACAAGCCGCUGACCCCCUCCCGCAUGGCCAACGCCACCUACCACCUCAACCCAUUCACCGGCAUACUGGUGAGAUACUUUUUAAGAACAGUGUAUAUACAGUCAUACCAUUGAUGCUUUGGCACGAUU
Molecule: messenger RNA, 914 nt
Organism: Salmo salar (Atlantic salmon)
Lineage: Eukaryota; Metazoa; Chordata; Actinopteri; Salmoniformes; Salmonidae
Source: RefSeq, a predicted model, not a curated record